Molecule: messenger RNA, 10626 nt
Organism: Anopheles funestus (African malaria mosquito)
Lineage: Eukaryota; Metazoa; Arthropoda; Insecta; Diptera; Culicidae
Gene: rut
Product: Ca(2+)/calmodulin-responsive adenylate cyclase
Exons: 14
Coding region: 1689-8135 (2148 amino acids)
Biological process (GO): cAMP biosynthetic process; intracellular signal transduction; adenylate cyclase-activating G protein-coupled receptor signaling pathway
Cellular component (GO): plasma membrane
Molecular function (GO): adenylate cyclase activity
Source: RefSeq, a predicted model, not a curated record
ACAUCAACUUUCCUCGUAUGUGUGUGUGCAGGAUCCUUUCUGGCGCUUCCAGAACAACAGACUGGAACGGUUUGGCAAUUUGCAACAGAAUCUGCAAUUCUUCUUAUUCUUUCUAUCAUUACCAGCGACCAGCGUUAUCGCUAAACAUAAAACGAAACCAUUGUACUUCUUCGGAGUCCGCGUGUCUGUGUGUGUAUGUGUGGCCAUGCCGAAUUUACCCACUCGUCUGUCAACCGGCAGAACCGGAUGUGAUCCAGAAGCACAGCAUUCAUUCCAUUCCUGCGUUCUAAAUCGCCAUCUUUCUCAUCGUCGGACAAAACAUCACAACAAUACAAGUCAGUGACUUGGCAACGCCUCACACAACCCAACCGAACGCCACCCACGGCAAUAAAAAGAAAAAUAAGUACACAUACACACACACUCUAAAAAGGAUCGGAAAGCACGUGCGUCUAUAUCCUAUGAGAAGGCGGAAGAUUCCGUCUAAUGAAGUGGUGUGCCCUAAGAAGGCCCUAAGAAGGUCCUAAGGAAGAAGAACGGUCCACGCAACGGUGCGUUUCCUUUGAAUGCGCGAAAUAUAAACAUUGCAGUUUCCAGUUCGCUCGAAACACUUGGCACGGGACAAGAUUGUUGCUGAACGUGUAUGUGUGUGUGUGUUGUGCAGUUUACCACUAAGUGCAAAAUUCUACCCCUUCUACGGUGCGUUCUAGUGUUGCGUGUGUCAUGUCCACCGUGGCGGCCCUUCCGCCCAAUGUGUACGGCCGCGUGUGCUAGUGUGUUCCGUCGAUGGUUGCGCCUGCCCGCGCCUCCAUCAUGUGCAACAGAGCAACGGUGCGACCGCCACCACCACCAGCUGCCGAACGUCGUCAUCCAUCGCUGAGCGGUACCACAGCAACUGCAGCGGCACGUGCAACGGUUGCACCUGAUCCUGUCCUGCACGGUCACGGUGAAGAAACCGGUGCACCAGUACCGGUCCGGGCGGUGGGCAAAACAAAGCUUAAGACUGUGCUGUCGGUGUGCGAGAUGCGGGCAUAAGGGUGUGGUUUGGGGCUUAAGGGGGCCAAAGGGGGUCGGGAGAGGGGAAGGAGGGGGCACAAAAUACAGUGUUGGAUGGAUGUGUUUGUAUGUGUGCCGUGACUGUAAAGCCGCGACUCAACCUCAACUUCAAUCAACUGAAACCGAAAACCGAAUUUACAAAACGCACGGAAAAAGUGCAUAGCAAACGGAAACAGAGAGAAAGAGAAAGAGAGAGAAAAAACAAGCAGUUAAACGAAAAAAGAAGAGAGAAACAAACAAGAAAGUGAGAUUCCGAAACGUCCCAAAAAAAAAACCGGAAGCUGGACGCCAUCAGACACCAGGAUUGAUCUGUCUAUCAAAAUUCAGUCUCAGGCGUCGUCUCGGUGGCGAAUGUCCUCUCAAUCAACAGCAUCCGCAAGACGUUAGCGUUUGGGGAGAAGGAAUUGGUGGAGGUGUUGGUGCAAUACCAACCACAGAGAGCCUCCCAUUCGCACGGAAGAUUUGGAUCACCCUUGGAAUUUAGAUAAGAAGGUGGUUCGCUCAACCUUCACAUUGUAGACGACUCCUGAAAGCAAGUCGUCGUUAAACGCAACGCAGCUAUUAAUAUAGUACGUAGGCCAGUGUACAACACCCGGCACCGAUAUUGGACACAGCAGGAAAUUAAUCCUUCCACGAUGGAUCACGCGGUGCAUGCGGCCCGCGGACGGCCCUGGAACAAGCUGCGCUUCGAAAACAACGAACUGGAAAGUCUGUACCAGCGAUACACGCUCAAGCUGCAGCGCUUCUCCGUCACCGGUGUGGUGGCGCUAGUGGUCAUACUGUGCGGCGUAAUGGGUGGACUUAGUUUAGGCUACAAUCAAGCACCAACACUGCACAACGUAUUCAACACCUUCAUGUGUUUACUGUUUACGGUGGUGCUGGGUCUGUUGCAGUUCCGACUGAUCCGCGAUUCACACCUGCCAUACCUGUGCUAUGGCAUUCUGUUCUUUACUGCCGCCUUCUGCUUCAUCUCGAUGCCGACCGUAGGCAUAGUCUUCCCGGUGGAUACACGCGAGGUAAUGGCGGAAGGUGUGUGGCAGAUUGUGUUUGUGAUCUUCCUUUCGUACGCAAUGAUGCCACUGCAAAUCUGGGAGGCUGCGCUAUUCGGUCUCAUACUACCCUCGAUACAUAUCGGGCUUACCGGGUAUAACAUCUACACCGGCAACUUUCAGUAUCUCGCUUACCAACAGUUGGCGGCCAAUAUGGUAAUCUUCAUGGGUGUAAAUGUGGCCGGCUUCGUAGUGAACGUAAUGAUGGAACGUGCCCAGCGUCGUGCCUUCCUGGACACACGCAACUGUAUCGCGGCCCGGCUCGAAAUGGAGGAUGAAAAUGAGAAGCUAGAACGGUUGCUGCUCUCCGUACUACCGCAGCAUGUCGCGAUGGAAAUGAAGAACGACAUCCUCUCACCGGUCGAAGGACAGUUUCACAAAAUCUACAUACAAAAGCACGAGAAUGUGAGCAUCCUAUUUGCGGACAUAGUCGGCUUCACCGUGCUAGCGUCCCAGUGCAGCGCACAGGAGCUGGUGCGCUUGCUAAACGAACUGUUCGGUCGAUUCGACCAGCUCGCACACGAUAACCAUUGUUUGCGUAUUAAGAUCCUUGGCGAUUGUUACUACUGCGUAUCGGGGAUACCGGAUCCCCGGGCAGACCAUGCACGGUGCGCUGUGGAGAUGGGGUUGGAUAUGAUCGAUGCGAUCGCAUCCGUGGUGGAGCAGACGGACGUGAUACUGAAUAUGCGCGUCGGCAUCCAUUCUGGGCGUGUGCUUUGCGGGGUGCUUGGUUUGCGCAAGUGGCAGUUCGACGUAUGGUCGAACGAUGUGACGCUUGCGAACCAUAUGGAGAGUGGUGGCGAGCCUGGCCGGGUGCAUGUGACACGCGCCACACUCGAUGCUCUCGGUGGGGAGUACGAGGUGGAAGCCGGACACGGUGAUACCCGUGAUUCGUACUUGCGGGACAACGAGAUCGAUACGUACUUUAUCGUUCCACCUGCCCAUCGGCGGAAGCCACUAAUGCUCAACACGCUCGGUGUCCGUUCCGCGCUAGGUGCCGCCAACCGGCGCAAACUUUCCUUCCGCAAUGUUUCGAACGUGGUGGUACAGUUGCUGCAUACGAUCAAAUACUCCGUGCCGGUUCCCUUUUCCCACAUGGCAACGGGAGGUGCCGGUUCACCAUAUCCCAGCACUAGUGGCGGUGCGGGUAGUAGCGGAGUCGGUGGCCCUGGAUGUAGUGGAGCCGGUGGAUCCAGCAGUACCGGCGGUGGUGGUCUCUUUUUGGACAAGAAUGCACGCAAGAAUAAAGUGACGGACAAGUUUAAGCGACCGUUUAAAAAGCGUCACUCGAGUGUUUACCAUCAACCGACGAACCGCGUCAACAAGUUUCUGUCGCAGGCGAUCGAGGCACGGAGCGUCGACCGGGAAAAGUCGGUACAUGUGAAGCGCAUUUCGUUGCAGUUCCGCGAGAAGGAAAAGGAACGCCAGUACCAUCAGGACUUUGAUCUUGGCUUCACAACAGCGAUGGGUUGCAGUUUGCUGCUACUCAUACUGAGUGCCGGUUUGCAGAUAUCGGCACUACCGCGCACGCUUAUUCUACUGCUACUGUUCCUAACCGCGUUCGUGUGGAUCAGCGCCAUUCUGAUGCUGCUGCUGGCUGUGCGACUAAAGUGGAUCUUUUGGGAUUUAUCGCAAAGCUUCUCACUGCGACUGGCCAUCACCAUUUUCACCAUCGUGCUGCUCUACUCCGUCGGUCAGGUGAAUGUGUUCACCUGCCUAUCGGAUCAUCCAUGCACGACAAACUUCACCACGAAAAGUGUCCCCAGUGUGGAAUCGCUUGGACCGGCAGGAUCGAGCGACAUUCUCAUGAGUGCGGGAGAGCUGCACCGAAACGAACCGAAUCUCUGGACCGGCCACCAACAGCCGCUUAAUAACUACAGCCAUCGGAAGUGUGCUCUUCCACAGUAUAUUGCCUUAUCGGCGGCUUAUUCGUUCCUUUCCGUAUCGAUCUUUCUGCGACUGCCGAUACUGAUCAAAACGGUCCUGGUCACACUGAUGGGUCUGGUAUACUGUCUGUUUAUCGAGUUGUCACACGCAAACAUCUUCGACUGUUACGAUCAGCGUGUCGAAUCGGCUAUUCCGCUGCACACGAUCUCAGUCGCGCGCAUUCUCAUCUUCAUGAUCGCCAUCUUGGCACAUGGUCGGCAGGUCGAGUGGACGGCACGGUUGGAUUUCCUCUGGCAGCUGCAAGCAUCGCAGGAAAAGAAAGAAAUGUCUGUACUGCAGCAAUCGAAUCGACGGAUACUAUACAAUCUGCUACCAUCGCACGUAGCCGCACACUUCCUUGACAAUCAGUUCGCCCGAAGCAACAUGGCGACCAUGCGACAGGAUUUGUAUCACCAAAGCUACAGCAAGGUCGGUGUGAUAUUCUGCAGUGUGCCCAACUUCCACGAGUUCUACACCGAACUGGACGGGUCCAACCAGGGCGUGGAGUGUUUGCGACUGCUGAACGAAAUCAUUGCCGACUUCGACGAACUGCUGUGCGAGGAACGGUUCCAUGCGAUCGAUAAGAUUAAAACGGUCGGCAGCACGUAUAUGGCGGCGGUUGGGCUCAUCCCGGAGCAUAAGAUGCUACCGACCGAGCCGGGUUCGAUGCGGCGCCUCAUGACGGCGUUGAUCGAUUUCGUGAAGGCGAUGCGGGUGACGCUGAAGAAUAUUAACGAAAAUUCGUACAACAACUUUAUGCUGCGGGUCGGCGUUAAUGUGGGCCCUGUUGUCGCCGGUGUUAUCGGUGCACGGAAGCCACAGUAUGAUAUCUGGGGCAAUACGGUGAACGUGGCGUCACGUAUGGAUUCGACCGGCAUACCGGGUUACACGCAGGUUACGCAAGAGGUCGUCGAUAGUCUGCAGGGAUCACACUUUGAGUUUCGCUGCCGCGGACAGAUUAAGGUGAAGGGAAAGGGCGAUAUGGUGACGUACUUUCUGUGCGAACAAAACGAGCAGCAUCUGUUUGCUGCCGCCGGGCUUGGCACGAAUGGUAUUGCGAGUGGUACUGCCACUAUCGUUCAGCAAUCCGUCGAUGCAGGAUCGACGGCUGUGCUAGCAAUGGUUGGUGGUGGUGGUGGUGGUGCGAGCAAUGGUACGGGAGACACUAGUGGUAGCAUUGGUGGUACGGGUAACGCAUCGCUAGGUCGUGACCGAGCUGGAGCAACCGCACUGCAUCAUCCGUAUAUGGUAGGUCCGAAUGGGAAUAUGCCUGGGCUAGUGCAGCAACAGCAACAGCAGGGUCCAAACUAUCAGAUGAAGCAACGUUUAGAGCUGGAAACUGCAACAGGCAAGAAUGGUCGGUGGCAACACGAUGGUAGCUACAGCAGCAAGAAGGAAAGUUACAACUUCCUCGAAAGCCCUAAUCUGCUUCAUCAGCAACAGCAGCAGCAACAACAACAGCAACAACAAAUGGCUCAAAACCAACAGCUUCAGAUGAAACAUCUGCAUAAUCAGGGACAGGUGUCCAAAAAUGCAAUGCAGUCGUUCCACUAUCCGCAACCGUAUUCAAACCCAACGCAACCACCACAGCAACAGCAGCAUCAACCGAAGGGCGUUUACAAACAGCACAACAACAUCAACAACAACCACAUCAUGAGCAGCGGUUUUCAUGGUAUGGAAAACUACGGCAAGCGUAACUACGACUAUCACCAUCACGUGCAGCCACAGCACAAGCAGCAGGAACAGGCAGUGACUGUUAGUCACAGUGUACAACUACCCACGGGAAGUUACAACAUACGGGAAAACUUCAACAUAAUCGAAAAUCCCAACGUAACCGAUCUGGAUGAAAAUAACUUUAACCACCAUCAGCAGCUGUUGGGACGCGAUCAUCUAAACAAUGGGCACAAGAUACGGAAUCAUCAUCAUCACCACCAUCAUCACAGUGGUCAGCAGCAGCAGCAGCAAGAACAUCACGGUCAGGUAGCUAGUCACAAUCCUAAUAAUCGUGGUGUAUAUGCAACCGCGUCGGAGAAUGAACCACUGCUCGGUUCGGCUUCCGGUGCGAGCGGUAUCAUUGGCAAUGCGGUCAUCAAACCUAUCCAGCAGAUUCAGCAGCAACAGCAGCAUCAGCAACAAAUACCCAUGUACGAACCGCCCCGUUACGCCACAGCCUCAACCGUGUUUCCGCAUGCCAUUUCUGGCGCUCAAGGAUACGCUUACGGUAUGUCGCAGGCGGGUAUGGUGCGUCAUCAACCGACUCCACAACAGCAACAGCAGCAACAACAUCAUCACCACAGCAAGCAACAGUCCUAUAAUCAUCAACCGAUGCAGCAACAUCAGUACGGCCAUCACAACCACCAUCAUCACAAUCAUCAUCACCAACAGCAGCAUCAGCAACAGCAGCGUCAAUCAGCAGCUGUAUUGAAGCAGUAUAUUAAGCCACUACCGAAGCUACCGACAGAGUUCGACGAAUGUCGUGAGCUGUCCUCAACGGACGAUCUUAGUUCACGGCCACACUCGCCGUCGGUUAGCUCGUCCGACGAGAGCUAUUCGAAGACCACGGAGGGAGAAGACUACGAUGGUGAGCCACACUCACCGUUACCGGUCGCUUCCGUCUUCAACCCGGGGGCAAAUGUUAGCAACCCGCUCCAAUACCUGUACCCCUGUGACAUUCAGGUCGAUCCAACGUCACCACCGAAAAUGAGCCCUAUCGAUUUCGCAAACAUGCACGAUUUCGAGGUGACGAGCACCACGGUGGAAACGAAAUCAUCAUCUGCCCACAACAAGGGUGAAUCGUGCAAUAGUUUCGAGUAUCACGAGAAAGGCCCCACCUACCCAAAGUCACCAUUCGAGCGUGAGCUGCAGCGACGCAUGAACGAGUCCCAGUCGCGUCCAAUGCUGGCCCAGGUGUCCGUUGUUAGUGGUGACGGGCAGACUGCAUCGAAUGGAGGUGGUAUGGGAGAAGCGGGCCGAGAGGAAAAUCAACCCACCGGUGCAAAGGGUGUCAAUGGUAAUGGUUUUGAGCAACAGCAGCAACAGCAGCAGCAACCGAAUCAUGACGGUUCACUGGAACGAGUGAGAAAUGUGAACAAUAUUCUCAUCGCCAAGCAUCCUGGCACACUGGAAGCAAUCAAGGAGGCAACGCGCAACAAGAAUCCAUCAGAAUCGAGCCAUCUCCAAACUUCCGAUACGGAAUCGUGUGAGAUUAUUCAUGAUUAUCGCAAAAGUGACCAGAAGGGUCGAAUGCAACAGUCCCUUCCAUACCAGCAGCAACAGCUUAACCAAAUGCAACAGCAGCAGCACCAUCGCCAUCGCAAGUAUCACGCGACAAAGUCAACGAACGAAACCUCCUCGAAUAUAGAGGCAGAUGAGGAUAUGCGCAGUGUGAGCGACCAUCACUACCGUCGGCGUGACCUUGAUCUGGCGGACGCUCAUCAGCACGGUGCCGAUGACGAGGAGGAAGACGAAGACGAGGACGACGUCGAUGAGGAGGGCCAGGAGGAGGAUGACGAGGACGAUGAUGAGGAUGAUGACGAGGAGGAUGAAGAUGAUGCUGAUGAGGAACGUCGACUGCGUGCGAAUCGGCAGCAUCGAGCGCACGAACGGCGGGACCGUUGUAUGAGCAACUCGGAGGGCACUGGUUCAGCGAAUCGCAACUAUAUUACGGACGAGCUAAAGUAUGGCGCACCGGCAGAGCGUGAAGGUAGUGGGACACGGGACAACAACAGCUCCACACACCACAAUCAUCAAUCGCUCGAUUCGAAUCCAGUCGAAAGCCAAUCCGAGUGGAGCGAUGAUGAAUGCCGGGAGGAGGCGACAGGUGGAGCAGAGAGUACUGGCUACAUUACCGAUGAGCCGGGUCUGGAAAACAUAUCCCUGCUGAACGAGGCCGGUCUAACGGACGCGGAAGGUGCACUGUCGGAUGUAAACUCACUGUACAACGCACCGGAUGUGGACGAUACGUCCAUCUCGUCCCGUGCGAGCAGCCGUCUGCUCAGCCUGGACUCGCUAAGCGGUCUGUACGACUGUGAUCUAGACUCCCGGCAUGAGAUGGCGAUUGUGAGCGCAUCGCACAAAAUCACCAACAAAUUUGGCCCGAUCGGAUGAGAGCAGCCACCACCGGAGCGGGGACCACCACCGUCACGGCACGGUUCACGGCCCCCACCACCGCCAGCAUCUCCGGCACCUGCACCAUCCUCAUCCACACCUCCGCCGUCUUUUUCACCGUCGGUUGAAACGCUAUCGGCACCGAAAUCGCCACUUAACGCAGCGUAAGGUAGACUACACUCUCUCUCUCUCUCGCUCCACUGAGCGGUGGUACAACAUUGUAUUGUUUUGUACUAAUUUGAUCGUUUAGCUUUUGUUUUUAUAGUCACGUUUGUUCGAUCCAGCAAACGAUGUUGUGUGGAGUGAAAGUUUACUUACUUUGCAUUAAAAUGGUACGGGAUUAUUUUUCGUUCCUUAUUGUGCAUGGAAUUGAACUAGCAGCCUGUUUGAAGGUGGGAGAGUGUGUUAGUGAUUACAGUUGCGUAGUGUUAAAAAAUUUCCAUCUUCGGUGCUCCGUACAUCAUUGUGCCCGUGUCGCUGUCUCUCUUGCACUGUGUCUUCUUUUAUGCUUUCCUUCACUGUAAUACUUGCCUUAGAGUGCUGACUAUACACCAGUUACGCUCCAGACCUAAAACUCGUAUUGUGCACCCUGACAAAUACAAACAACAGCAGUGUGUCAAGGAACUUGCGCAUCACAUUCCAUUCGGCCAUCUUGAUCGGUACAGUCUCUUACAAUCGCAAUCAAUUAAUCAAUUCAAAGUGGGUUUAGAUACUCGGUGGGCUUAUCCCUAACGACAUCGGCGCUGUAGAAACAUGAAUUAAAAUUUGGCGUUUGUGGGUUCGAUCUUUUGUGAAUAAAUGUGUGUGAAUCAUUUCGAGUGCGAAUGGUGUUCAAAGAUCCACCAAAUAAGUUUACCCUUUACUUGAAUGCACGCUUCGCGGUCGUGCAUUCAAUCAAAAAUAAAAUUAAUGAAAUUGUUUCGAAAAGUGUGUAUAAUUAUCAGCAAAAAAAAAUCUAACGAACCACGCAAUUGAUAUUCCGUUAUGAGAAUGAAAGUAUUCGUAUCACAAUCAAACCGACAAACGUCAAAUUUAUUUUCAGUAUGUCUACAGUGUGAAACCUAUAAGCCCACCUAGCCUCUCUAUACCCACUUUGAAUCAAACAAUCAGUUAAACAAUUACUCGCAAAUUGAAUCUCCUCAGAAGGCAUACUAGCCUUAAAAUUGUGGCCUACUGAUCGUGUUAUGAAAGGUCCCCGUUCUUCUUUCUAAGCGUCCAAAAUAUGUUUAAUUUAUCUUGGAUUGUGCACAAACCGUCGUUAAAGAUCGUCAAUCGUAAUUCGGUGUUACGUGUUCUGAUACGCCAUAAUAUAAAAAAUCUCUCAAUUGCGAUAUAAAAUCGUUAACUAAUACAAAUAUCGAAUAUAGUAGAUACAGUUUGUGGAGCGAGAGGGGGGGGAGAGAGCAGUAAAAGUAAUGUUCUGAUGAUGGCGGACUAAGUAUGGCUGCAAAGCGGCAGAACGUAAUCUCAUUUAAUGCUAAUCUCACUCUCCCUUCCAAAUACACCCAUAAGCAAAGGUGAUCCCUCACACGGACUAAGAUGAAUCAGUGUGAUAUGUGAGAGUUAAGCAAAAAGGGGAAGGUACAAGGGUAGUGUUAGAACAUAAGUAUUUAGCAUGUACAUCUGUACAAACUAAGCCGGUUAGCGUAAUGUACACAAACACGCCGUGAUCUUUUUAUUUUCUUUUUUUCUCUUGUAUUCGUUUUAUAAUGCACAUCGCAAAACGUUACAAUCUUCGAAAGACCAUUUGUACAAUUCUAUCUAUUUGUUUCGUUUUGUUUUGUUUAUGUUUCUUUUCUCUUCUGGCUAGCUCUUCUUUUCUCUCACAUGGUGUAUAUUGAUAAGGUUCUUAAAUCACCACCCCACAGACACUCCUACACCUUUCGGGUGGUUUGUUUGUAAAUUAUCUCCAUUCGCAGAAUGUUGCUAUAAUAAUAGAACUAUGUUGGUGCGAGCUCAGUAAGACUAUACAAAAACACAAACAAAGCAGUGUAGUAUACUAUACAUAGAUAUUUAUAUGUAGCCUGAACGCGGUAAAGCGAAAGGCACACAGGACACAUAAAAAAAACUCUCAAAAGUAUGCUUUUGGACAAAUAAAGUCAAAUAGAAUUUAAAGUAAAACACAUACAACCACACAAGCGUCGCUUAGAAGCAGACUGAUCGCCUUUUUCCGAUUCGGUUUCAUUGAACCAGUUCAGUUAGCUUUAAUGUUCUGUUUCCCUAACCCAGCACGCUUCGGCGCAAAUGCGUGUGUGCUCGCGGUGUAGCACUGAAGCACACCGUACCACACCAGAAACAAAACGCGAGAUAGUUCUGUGAACCAAAAAUAAAAAAUAAUAACCAUUGAGACAAAUGGAUUCAGCGUGUUUUGGUUGCUGUAGAAAAAAAAACGAAACCAAAACCGGACAGGACGCAGAUAAAGCCGUUUUUGUAACUAUUAUUUAUACUUCACUGGAUACGAAUAAUAAAAUUGUCAAUAUCAUUGCCAUAA